This is a messenger RNA of Leptinotarsa decemlineata (Colorado potato beetle), 1336 nucleotides long. Its product is annotated as oxidative stress-induced growth inhibitor 2. The record is from RefSeq and is a predicted model, not a curated record. Lineage: Eukaryota; Metazoa; Arthropoda; Insecta; Coleoptera; Chrysomelidae.
UGCAGGAAAUGGCCCGAGCGGAAUCGCCUUAUCGUUCCUGUUGUCCGGAAAUAUACCGUACGUUAUUUCAAAUUCUCACCCGGACGAAAUGCUAGCUGCGAGGCUGACUCCAGCUCUCGGCCAAUGUUUGCUUCAGCAGGACUUGGAGACGUUAUCUUCAGGCCUCGAAGGGAGGACGACGAAUCAGAUUUCUCUGCUGAUGGACGCCCUGCUACACCCAGGCGCCGAUAUCGGGUUGGAGAUGGAACCGCUGGUGGAGUUCAGGAAAACCGGUAAUAAGAUCGACCAUGUAGUAUUAGGCAAAGGACCUCCCGGCGGUUCUUGGCACAGAAUGGACCCUCAAAUCCUCACCCUUUCCUUAGCCAGUUGGAUGUCACUGCCAGGAUUACCAUUCCACUCUACAGAUUCGAGAGAAAAAAGGGCUUACGCCUGCGACGUUGCCAACUACUACGUGCAGUACACGGAGAAGAUGGAUUUGAACAAGCAUUUCAGGAACAACGUUCAAGUCACUUCUGCGGAGCCCGUGGACUGCGAAAACAAAUGUCACAACUUACAUUCAGAGAAAGCUAGGACGAGGAAGAACAACUGGGUGAAGAAGAUCAACAAGGAGAUAAAAGAGAGCGUAGAGGCUUGUAUCGAACCAGAAUCCGUUGAGAAUCGAGAGGAGUACAGGAGCUGCUUCAUAUCGAACGCAAUCAACUGUCUGAUGAUGAGGGGCAGACGAAAGUCUCGAUGUAAACGCUCGAAGGAGCAAAUGGUGGAUGAUAACCCCAUGCGGGUUAUCAAUCUAAAUCGGGGUCAAGAAAAGAAGCGUUCAAUUAGUUUUUGCUGUGAUUCUAGUAAUGUAUGUGAUAGGUACGAUGGUAAAUCGUUCAACGAUAGCAUUAAUAUUUACUCGCUAAGAAAUUCCUGUAGCCUAGACUACAAUUCUGUGCCUUUAUCCUAUAAUUUCCCCUGUUGUGAUUCUAAUUCGAACUGGAUCGUGAACGCCUUAGACGGCAACACUGGCGAGAAGAUUACUUAUAGUUGUAAAUACCUAGUUUUAGCGACUGGCGGGAACGAUCUGCCCAACAGACUGGACAUUUCCAAGAGUAAAAAAGACCCCAGCUGGCUGUUGUACGAUUCGAGUAGUCUGGAACAUAACUUGAAUUCUUAUGUGACUGAGAGAAAAGGGGGGGAAGUGGACCCCAUUUUGAUAGUAGGAGCCGGAUUGAGUGCGGCAGAUGCCGUUAUUGCAGCAAGGGCAAAGAAUGUUCCCGUUAUCCAUGUUUUCAGGAAUAAAUCGCCGGACCUCAAUAAACAACUUCCGGAGAAUUUGUAUCCUGAAUAUCAUAAG